Wasmannia auropunctata (little fire ant) is the source of this 5295-nucleotide messenger RNA. RefSeq names its product phosphoinositide 3-kinase adapter protein 1 (gene stumps). The record is from RefSeq and is a predicted model, not a curated record. Gene Ontology annotation, cellular component: cytosol. The coding region runs from base 889 to 4884 and encodes 1331 amino acids. Lineage: Eukaryota; Metazoa; Arthropoda; Insecta; Hymenoptera; Formicidae. The transcript has 18 exons. Gene Ontology annotation, molecular function: transmembrane receptor protein tyrosine kinase adaptor activity; fibroblast growth factor receptor binding.
CAGUGCUUCAUGAAGUGUUGCGCCGUACCCGUGCACGGAGCCCUGACCGAGCAUGACCCUGACGGAGUUGGAACCUUCGGAUCUCUAAAGUGAUAACUGAAAAGUCCCGAAAAGGACCACGCGAACUGUUUCCAGCGAUCUCCUCCUCCGUGAUAUGGAUACGAUAGAGGUGAUAACAGUGUCCCCCCAAAGCGUGAUAAAGAAGAAGAAAAAGUUGCUAUCUAAAUGUUUCUAUCUUGGUUGCUGCAUGACUGAAUAAAACAGCGUUGAGAUUGUGACGAUCGAUUGUCGUCGGUGAUCUCGUGAAUCGCAAUUGACUAUGUUAAUCAAGUGUCAAACGUAUGCGGAUGCAUUAAAUGACCUUAUAGUAAAUGACAUCUACAGUACAUUCUUAUGUUAAUUGUAUAUGUUCUUAUGCAAUAAAGCAACACAUGAAGCUAUUCUGAUGGAAUUUAAUGCAAUCGGGUUGUUUUAUCCUGAUUAAUGAAUAAGGCUAGACAAUCGUCGCAAAGAAAUAUUUGUAUACAUGUAUGGGAACGCAUUGGAGAAUAUUAAAGUCCUGAAUAAGUACGAAGAUGCGUGAAGUAAUUACAUAUAAAACUCAGACGAGCUGUGCAAAGAAGAUAUUAUGGGUAAUGUGCAAUUCAGGAGAAGAAGAAGAAAAGGAACAAAUGGGAAUUGGCAAUCUCUCACGAAAGAUACGUCAUUUGUUCGAUAGUGUCAAAAUGACGUGAUUCUCGCAGUUCAUUAUAAAUAUCAUCUCUCUCGAGGAUCAUCCUAAGCGAAUUGUAGGACGAACAGAAAUUAAAUAAUGAAAGGCUGUAUUAAUGGUGAAACGCUGAAGGUAUCCUUAGAAUUCAACUGAGCCUUUUUACAGAGAAAGUCAUCAUGGCAAUCGAUAAUCCAUCGUACUUCACGCUGUCCGGCGGGGCAUCGUCGUCGAAAGCGACAACGCCGACGACGACGACGACGACGACAACGACGACAACGUCGGCGUCCCCGACGUCGUCCAGGAGCUUCUCCGCCCUAUUUCGUCGGAGGGCCUACAAGAUGGGCGCAGCGGCUUCGUCCCAGGGUGACGGAGUCCUGAUCUCGGAGUUCACGUCCGGCGCGCAGCACGAGGGUCGCGGCAACGCGUCGGGCACGCCGUCGACGCUGGCGGAGGAGCGCGUUUCGAUGCUGUCGCGGAACGGCGCGGUCUAUCCCGGAUGCGGCAAAAGGAGGAGCUUCCGCAGUCUCUUCCGGUCCGUGAGCGCGAACGCGGAACGUGAACGCACUCAAAAGUUCCUCAAAGGCGACCCGAGGCCGUCCGACGUUGCGCCGCCGUCACCGUAUUUACCUCACAGGUCGCAUUCGCACUCCGAGAAGGAUCGGCGUCAUCCUAGCGGGACCAGAAGAGUCCUCAAGUCUACCAGCGAACUUCUGUCCAAUGAUAUGGUUCAUUGCAAUGUAUCGAGUAAUUUCAAAGAUCAACAUAAUGACAACAAUGAUAACAGCAACGACGAUACCGCAGAAGUGUUCUUCGGUGUGAACGAUGCCAGAUAUUACAACGUUUCCUCCACUCUUCCCACAAUGGCGAACCGAAGAAGGCACUCGAUAGGCACCUUUUUCGGGAAAGAAACAGGCGCGUCCGGUAAUAUUGCGACGCCUGGACGACAAACGGAAGGAUCCAGGAAUCUGUUGGAAGCAGAUACAGUGGCAGCUCCAGUACAGCACGACGAUAUCGAUGGCGUGCAUUGUAACAAGAGCAAACAACUGUCUUGCAACAGGACUAGGCGAAGAAGACACAAGAGCGCGUCCAAUAAGGGGUCGCAUUCAGCUACAGUCUUAUCAAGAGACGGACACGUAGAGAACGAUGUCGUCUUCGUGUUUAGCAAGGAAAGCGAGGCUUCUAAUCUGUGGGUUAACUACCUCACCGCAUGUUUCGAGCAAAUCAGCCGUCAGCAAGGACGACCGCCGUUCCAAGUACGUCACAUGGCGAUCGAGGAGCCGAUAGCGCCGAAAACAGAAGAGAAGAUCCGAUCUUCUCGCCUCCAGAUCGUCGUCGUGUGCCCGAUAUUGCUGGAACGCGUGCGGACCAACCCGGAGCACAUCGUCCAACUGACCAACCAUCUAGUCACCGAGAAAGUGCUGGCGAUGAUGCUGGGCGUUCAAGACAGUCACAUCAAUGACACUCAUAGAUCUAGCCUAGUUUCCUACGAUCAGUGGAGAAAGUUCUUUGUGAAGGACCAGGACGAGACGUUCGUCGGUGAAUUGCUGGGUGCGGCGGUCGCCAUUCUAGGCCCUACGCCGCCGUUAGCCCUCAAAAGCGACAAAACUGCAUUCUCGGUGCAUCCGAAGAAGGUCAAAUUGGGACAAAAUAGGAUAAUCGUUUUGCUAAACGAUCCGUUGAGUCCCAAGGAUAAUGUCUCUGUGAUUGUCGAUCGUUGCGGGGAUGCGAUCGACAUAAGCAACGUGAAAAGGAGAAAUCCUUACGCGCUGCAAUUUUCAAUACCAGAGAGAUGUCUCGAAGUUUCCAUGUUGGUUGGCGUGAGAAUAAUCAAGAAUGGAUGCUCGCUCGGCGUUAGGCAAGUCAAAUGCGAAAGCAGACUCCGGGAAUUGGAUCAGAUUCUCAGGGCGCACGAUAAUCCCCUCGAAUUUAUGUGCCAGACUUUCGGCUUCAGUUCUACUGAUCGAGAACAAUUUGACAACUGGAUGGUCCAUGCAUUUCAGAAAAAUGUCCCUCCUUAUUUUAAUCUUUUAUCAACUCCGAGAGGUAUGAUGCCCACACAUAAAAAUUGUACGAGUUCAGAAGAGAAUCCGACGCUACUACAUUUCGCCGCGCGGUUUGGCCUAGAGAAACUAGCGUGGCAAUUAUUGGAAUGUCCUGGUGGUGAUCUGGCGUGUAACUUGAAGAAUAUUUCCGAGUUGACACCAGCCGAUCUUGCUGAGCAAGCCGGACACGCGAGACUGGCCCAUCAACUGCAGGGCUACAUGCAAAUGAACCAGUUAAGCAACAUGUAUAGCUACUUCAAAGUCAUGAGCCAGACAAAUCAAUCAACAGAAUCGAAUUCAACCACGGACGUCUCAUCGACGGUCGCGAACGAAACCAGCAACGAAAAGGAAGAUUAUUGUCGGCCAAGGCCCUUGAGCGAGGCUUAUUCGGUGCCACCGAACGUAAGGCCGGUAACAAUUCUGAACCCGAGUCUGCAAACAGCGAGCACCUCUAGUACGACCGCAAACCCCUUAGCCGCAAAUUAUUCGAUCGUGCCGACGCCUACGCCAGUAAUUAAUAACCAGCUGCCGUCCACACCCACGACCCCGGUCACGUCACACGGAUUGAAUACGUCUUUCCAGGAGUACAUGAAAAUGCAUGCCGUCGAUCACUCUUCUCCCACGAAUUCUCUCCACCAUAACGUAAUUGGUACAAAACUAGCAACUACGAAUCUACCGUCCCGAACAAACACGCCCACUCGCCAAGAAUGUUAUCAAAGUUGCUCGGCAGCACGAGAGGACAUUUACGGUCAGAAAAUGUGUCAGAAUCUUCCCUACGGUAGAACAUCGUCCAACAGUAGUACCAAGUCCAGAGAGCCGUCAGGUCCCCAAGACGAGCUCUUGGAAAUCAUAAACGAUUUCAAAAACAACGUCUUCACGAUAUCCGAAGUGGAGAGACUCGUCGAAAAUUGGCGUAAGCGAAACGACGUUCAGCAAAGUUUCAAGGACAAGCAGCGACAGCUCAUGGCGAUGCGGGAGGAAUACGACAAAAUACAAAAGAAAAUGAAAGAAGAAAUGAGAACCCCGACGCCCUUCGACAAGAUACGAAAAUUCUUCUCCAAGGGAAAGAAAGAUACAAAGGAGUCUGCUGGAGUUGCCACCGAUUCCUCUACGAGCAAAUCCGAAAGUAUUAACGGCGGAUUAGCUGAUCGCCGGCCUGUCAGCAGUUUAAGUCUUCGUAGCGUCUCUAGUUCAUCGUCAUCUGGCAGAAUGAGCACUGUCAGCGGUUGCAGCGGUGCAAGCUUGGGCGACAGUGGAACCCAUUCCGAUUCCGAAGACAGAAGGCUCCAGAAUGUCAGGGAUGAGAAAACUGGCAUGACGUCCUACGAAAUACCACCUGCGCCUAAACCGUACACAGGCAGAUAUUCACCGGCAUCCGGGUAUUCCCCAUCGCCGAGUCUUUCUCUCGCGCGUGAUCUUGAUCUCCGACGAACACAGUCACCGUCCAGGGCCAACGACAACGAGUAUUACAUUGCGUUCCCACCGUCGGGAUUACCUGUUCAUGCGUUUAAAACGGAUGGUUCUUCGAGGGAACCGGAGACGCCGACCUCGCCACGCGAGCAUCCGAUGGAUAUCAAUAAUCUGGACUUUGUCCAGAACGUCGUCGCCUCGCCAGCGGACAAACGCCAGGAAGAAACCGAGGCGACGAAACGCGCUAGCAGUAAUAGCUACACGAACAUCGAACCGACGGCGUCGAAUGUCACUCCAAUCCUGGCGCCGCCGCCAGGAAUGUGCAUUCCAGACUGCACGGGCAACGAAUCGACGUCCAUCGAUUCCGUUCACGUGGAUCGGAAAGCCGCGGACGAACAUCUCGACAAUACCGCCGAGGCGUGUCCCGACGCCGCGAAGGUGAUGCCGCCGCUCGCUCAACCUGCCGUUGACGAGGUCGACUCCGCGCUCGCUGUUCAAGGUCGAAAGACCGCCGAGACAAUGCGCGAUGAGGAGCACGUGCCGGUGGAUUCGGCGAAUAUUUCGAAAAACACGAAUGAGGCCACCGAGACUAGAAUGCCGGACUACAUGAACCUUGCUGUUAAUAUGGGUCACGAUGCUCCCAGGGUUCUCGGCGCCAUACCAAAGAAGUUGCCUGCACCACCCGUGCCACCGCGAGGUACAAUCUUUCACACUGUUUAAUUCCGCGCGACUUUUGUAAUGCAAAGGUAAAGCUAAUCGUUCAACGAUCAAGUCAAUAAAAAUAUAUCUAAAAAUAAUAAGUAUCUAGAGACCGUGGAAUGUUAACUAACAAUUGAUAUCUAAAAAUAUUAAUGUAAGAUCUAUACAGCAACAUUGUCCUGUUUUCAUUUUUCUCUCGAAUUUCUCUUGUUUCAUUCUUGAAAUGAAAAAAAUCGCAAACUUUAUUGUUAAAUAAAAUUCGCAAUAAAAUUUAAUAAAUAAUCGCGUAUUUAAGACUUAUUAUGAAUAAUUGAAACUACUUAAUGUUUUUUUUUUUCUAAACGUAUUUGUAUUCAAUUUAAGAUUCACCUAUUUAGAUAAGCAUUAAAUCUCGUAAAUGUGCAAAAUAAAUCAGUGAUCUAUUGUAACAAA